Arvicanthis niloticus (Nile rat) is the source of this 10284-nucleotide messenger RNA. The record is from RefSeq and is a predicted model, not a curated record. Lineage: Eukaryota; Metazoa; Chordata; Mammalia; Rodentia; Muridae.
AGCCGGGACGCGGGGAGGAGAAACUUAGCUUUUAGUGUGGCAGGGUCAUGAAGAGGAGGCGGUGGCGGGAGAGCGGAGGCGGCGGAGGGGGCCCGAAACUGCGGUAGCCAGCGCUGGGCUGGUGGUUGUGGCCGUGUGGGAAGGACGAGAGUGCCAGCCCUCGGGCAGCGGCCGGGGCUCUGGGCUGAGCGCGGCCGUGGAGCCGCCGCUCUCGGCCCCCUGGCUCCGCCAUGUUCCGCAGGGCACGCCUUAGCGUGAAGCCGAAUGUCAGGCCUGGUGUAGGCACCAGGGGCUCCGCCGCUCCCAAUCCCCAGCGUGUACCGGAGGCUCCCAGGCCUCCCGAGCCUGCCACCGAGUCUGCUCCGAAGCCAGCGGAGCACACAGAUGUGCCUGCGGUGGAUUCCGGGAGAGCGGAACCCGAGAAACAGACUCCCGGGAGCAGCGAUGAAAAGACUGGUGAUGAGAAUAAUGUUGCCGAGUCUAGCACAUUGUCCUCUGCUUCACAGAGAAGAAAGCGAGUGUCAAGCACGUCUAGUCCUGUUCAGCCUCCUGGCAGCGCCCCCUCACAGAAUCGCCCCUUAUCUACAGUUAAUCAAGAUGUGCCACAGUCAGACCCUACUCCAGCUAAAGAGAAACAGCCAUGUUCAGACAGGUACCGAAUAUAUAAAGCCCGCAAACUGAGAGAGAUGCUGAAAGAGGAGCUGAAAAAGGAGAAGAAACAAUGGAAAAACAAAUUUGCUGCAAAUGAAAGCCAGAGACCACCAGAUCGUUCAAAAAUGACUAUGAGAGACUUCAUAUAUUACCUUCCAGAUAACAAUCCCAUGACUUCUUCAGUGGAACAAGAAAAGAAAACUGAAAAAUCCUUGACUCCCACCCCAACAAGAGACAGGCAAGAAAAUCAGAGCACUCAAGAUGCUAAUGAUAAUGAGGAAGGGGAAGAGGAGGUGGAUGAUGGGCCACUUCUGGUUCCUCGAGUAAAAGUGGCAGAAGAUGGUUCUAUUAUUUUAGAUGAAGAAAGUUUAACUGUAGAAGUUUUGAGAACAAAAGGCCCCUGUGUUGUUGAGGAGAAUGAUCCUAUAUUUGAGCGUGGCUCCACAACUACUUACUCCAGCUUUAGGAAAAACUACUACUCAAAACCAUGGUCCAAUAAAGAAACAGAUAUGUUUUUUUUAGCCAUCAGCAUGGUAGGAACUGACUUUUCCAUGAUUGGACAACUUUUUCCUCACAGAGCAAGGAUAGAAAUUAAGAAUAAAUUUAAGCGUGAAGAAAAGACAAAUGGAUGGAGAAUAGACAAAGCAUUCCAGGAAAAACGCCCUUUUGACUUCGAUUUUUUUGCUCAUUUGCUUCAGAAAGUUCUUGCUGAAGAGGAAAAAAGAAAAAAAUCUACUAAAUGUCAGAGUUUAAAGGAAAAGGCCUCCAAACCACGGAAAAACAUAAAAGCAAAAACAGUAACCAGUGAAGAAGUGAAUGACGAUCCAGAUGAGUCUGUAAAUAGUAACAUUUCAGAUCCAGAAAGAUCUCAAAAGGAUGCUCAGACAGUCAAUGAAGAGGAAUCACCGAGUUCAUCAGGACAGCACUUAGAACAAGCUAUGUUAGAGCAAGACCAAAAUCAAGAGAAAAAGAGGAAGAGGAACCAAGGUGAAGCUAGUACACAGGAAGCAGCAAAUCUUUUAGAGAGGGUUCUUGUUCACUCGAGCCCUCCUGAAGCAGAGAUAUGCAAGAAUACAUGUCAUUCUGAAGAAAAUGAAAGUGAAUGCAAUAAAGAACAGAUACCUUCCUUUGCACAAAACAUAGAUGACACUGCAGGUUUAACUUCCAGUGAAGAGAUGGAGAUGAGAGUGGACCCCAUCCCUUCCACAUGUAACCAAGAAGACAUCAUGCCACUAGCAAGUGAGUCCUCAGAGUCAUGCGCUGUGGAUUUAUCUGUGUCAGAACCUGGAAGCGCUGUCUCUGGUGACAUGAAUAAUGCUGAAAGUACCUGUUCAGAAGGAAACAGUGUUGACCUGAAGACCAAAUCACCAGAGACUGAACAGACAGAAACUGUCAAACCAAAAUCAAGAAGUCGACUCCAGAGACCUAAGCCUAAUCUAUCAAGGGCAAUUGGGAAGAGAUCAGCUGUUUCACAAGACAGACAAGAUGAAAGGAACAAGAACUCACCUUCAGAACCUGCAGCUGAGAAGACUCACAUGGAAAAGGAAAGAGUGAAUGAAUCUGAAAAUUUUGUCACAGAGAAUACAGACAGAGAGAGUCCAGGUGCUGAAACUGCGUCUGAUUUGAGUAAAAACUCCUGUGUCCAGGAGGAGAGUCAGGCAAAGGUCUUAAGACCUACCCGACUACUGAGGAGUCGAAUGCAAAGACCAAAGCCAAAUGUAGUGAAAGCUGCAGAAAAAGAAAAUCUCACCUCACAGGACAAAGGUGGGGAUCAUGCAGAGAAGAGUGAAGAUGAAUCCUGUGUUGUGAUUCCUCCACAAAUGGGAAAUGAGUCACAUAAAAACUUGCAAUGUGAAGAUACUGUGUCACAGCCUGAAAAAAAGGACCCUUUUGAAAAUAUGCAGUCUGAUCAGCCCAAGGUUCUUAAUGAAUGCCCAAGUAUUCAAGAAGGUAAUAAAGGAAAUAAACUGAAACAAGCCCCAGUUGUAAGGACGAGAUUUCAGAAACCAAAACCAAAUGCAGGAAGAAGAAGAAGAAUAUCCUCUAAAGAAGGGAUACCAGAGGAGACGCCUAUUUCUGGAGAAAUAACGGCAACUUGGGAAGACAUUCCAAGAGCAGACCCUUCCCCGAGGGAGGAGGUACCAAGUGUACCUGCUGCCCCUCUUACUGCUGCUUCCACCAAGGACUCAGAGUCAGAUGUGAAAGACAGUGGCAGAAAUGACACAGCUUCUAAUGUGAAGAUGUCAGAAAUGACGGAUGUCACUAUGGAAAUGGAGACAGGUUUGGAAACAAUUGGAAGAGAUACUUGCCCAGGGGAGAUGGGAGCAGAAAUGAUUGACAUCCCUAUGGAAACGGAGGCAGGUUUGAAAGCAUCUUUAAAUGAGACUUCUUCUAUGGAGAAGGUGCCAGAGCUGAUUGAUAUCACUGGAGAAAUUUGCACAAAUUUGGGUGAAACUGGAAGAAAAGAAAUAUUUUUACAGGAAAAUGGCCCCAAGGAGGUCAGUCCAGUUAGUGAAUCAGAGACAGGUUUGCAAGAAACUGGAAAAGAGUUGGCCAUGAAAGAGAGCACACCAGAUAUGACAGAUAGCAUUGAAGAAAGGGAGGCAUAUUCAGAGGAAGCUGAAAGACAAGAAAUAUCUGCACCAAUAAAGGAUGCAGAGGAGGCCAAAGCCAAGGGUGAAAUGGAAACACCCCUGGAAGAGAUUGGAGGAGAAACUUUCCAGAGAGAAGAGGCAGCAGGCACUCCUGUGGAACAGUUGGCCAGCAAGGAGGAUCCAUGUGGCAGUGUGUGCAGAGAGGAGGUGGAAGUAGAGUCGAGCACUGUAGAAGGAAAGGAGCUUAGCCUGAAGCACACUGGAGAAGGAGACGGCUCCUCCAUGGUCCUGGUCUCAGGAGAGAAGACUGCCAUUGAGGAAACGAAUGGAGAUUCGAAAGAAACAGAAAGAGAGAGUUCUGUCUCUUGGGAGGGUGCAUCUGGAGAGAUCCAUGUGGGGGAGGAAAUGGUGGCAGACUUAGAAAAAACAGAAAAUAUAGAUGUUUCCUCAAGAGAAUGUGAACCAGAAGAACAUACUUCAGGGCGGCCUGAGGCAGAUGUAAUUCCGAGCAAGAGUGACAGCAGCACUGGCCCUCCCCAGGAUAGAAAAAAUAUUAGCAGUAAAAUAUCAGUGAUUCCUACACUUUUGGAAGAAAAAGAAACUAGUGACCAGGAUGUAUCUAGUCAUUUACCUCAUGUGGACUCCUCUUCACAGAAUUCUGGACAUCAUGAAACAGACCAAGGGAUACAGCUUUCAGAUGUUCUAGAGCAGUUUUCACAUCCUAAUUUAAGUAAACCUCUUCCUCGAGAACAGAAGCCACUUCAAGUUAAACCAGCUCCUUUUCUGAGAAGUCGAUUCAAAAAACCAAAACCAAACUUGUCAAGAGCAGCUUUAAAGAGAGCAACCAUAGAAGCAGAGCAUUGUGUACCUGGGAAGAAAUCAGAAGCAUACAGAAUGGAGACUGACAUGUUGCAAGAGAACAGUGACCAAGCUGAUUCUCUCUCUUCUCAACAUAAUGUACCUUCCCUAAUGGCAUCAAGAAAAAAUGAUAAAUCAGGUCAUGAGGAGGAGGAAGCUGUGAUACUACCAUGUACACAGACUGAAAAGGAUCCUUCGCCGCCAAACUCGUGUGAACAUAAAGAGGAUUCUCAGUUAACCCAAAACCAGGAAAAUGGCUUAGUUGUUUCUAUUGGGACACAGAUGAUGAAUACAGUCACACAAGAAACAAAGCAAAAUGUUGUCCAAAAUACUCUCCCAGUGAGGGGUCGACUUCAGAGACCAAGACCAAAUGUGCAAAAGGCCAGACAGAGGCAAAUAGUAGAAAAAGGUGACGUGGAAGGCACAGCUGAGAAUGAAGGACCAGAGCUGCAGAAAGACAAGAUUACAAUAUGCCCAACGGUGGCACCCUCUUCUCACAUUGAAAGUGAAGUUGCAGUUGAAGUGUCCUCCAGAGUUUCAGAGUGCAAAGUGAAUGACAGUCAAGGCCAUGUGGUUCCUGUAGAAAACUUAAGUAUUAACAAAACUAGUGUUUUACAUGAACAGAUAAGGCAUGGAAAUAAGCCGUAUGUUCCUAGUCCAGCACUGCUGAUGAGAAGACGGCUUCAAAAGCCAAAACCACAUUUAGGAGGAGCACGCCAUAAAGAUGAGCAGCCAGGUGUAGAAAAAGGCCUGAUAGCUGAGAGCACAGCACUAACAGCAGAAGGUCACCUGCUGCAGAAGGAAGACUGUGACACCCAGCUUUCUCUGCAAGCAAAGAAAAAGACAGAGAUGCCUCUGGAGUUCUCAGUGAGAAAAGACUGUGUACCUUCUGAAGCGUCCAGUUCUGAUAGAAACGAUGCUCGGCUAACAUCCGAACCGUCAGGAGGUGCCAGGGCUGAGACCGCCGAGGAGCAGCCCACGUCCUCUUCAGGGCUUGAAGAGCAGAGUCUCAGUAAUCACAUUAGCCGUCCACAACUUUUGAAAGAAUCAAGCUAUCCCAAGACUGUUCCACAUCGAAGAACAACUCUCUCUUCUGCCUCUGAGUGUGAGAUAGAUCACAAUGCGAAAAGAACACAUAGGAAGAUGAAACCAAAUGUGACCAAAGGGCGUGGAUCAAAACGAUUUCGAGGUAAGACUGCUAAGAAGGAACCUAGAGCUUCCAAGUCCAUGUUGGUGACUCUUCGGGCUUCUCAGAAAGAGGAUGAAGAUGAUGCUGAGGAUUUUGAUUCUGACUAUGAGGAAGAAACCUAUCAUCUUGCCCCAGAAGAAUUAAACAAAGCACCAGUGUUUGUACCUGUUGGUCUCAGAUCCCCUGAACCAGUUUCUGCUCAGAUCGAGGAAACAAUGGAAGAGCUUGAGAUAACCAUGGACGCUGCAGACGUAAGAUGUGUAGCUGUUGUUGAACAUCAGCUUUCACACGUGGACAUGACAACUCGGGAUGUGCAACCAGCAAAGGAAAUGGUCAUAGGUGAACAGAGCCAAGAAGAACCAGGUCCCAGUGAUGGAAGCACUGAAGCUGCCAUAACUUUACUUACAAUGGGAGAUAUAGUAUUGCAGUCAGAGAUCAUUCCUGGACAGGGUGAUGUAGGAGUUUGUGUAUUUCCUGAUGUUCAUUCAAAGGAUAAAAGUCAUGGUCCUUUUAGUCCAGAUAAUGUAAAUCAAAAAAUUGUUCAUGACUAUCAGGAAGUUUGUUCACCUGUCAUUAGUAUGUCACAUGCAUUGUUUGAAGAAAACAAGAUUGCAUCGAAGGAACAAAGCGACGGAGAAGCUGCUGUGAUGGAAGAGGCGACCGAGGAGACGCUGCCAACCAGGAAUACAGCUUCACAUUUGAGCGUGGAGAGUAUGGUUGUUACACCCAAACCAAACUCUGAGAAGAUUUUAGAUAUCAGUGAGCUUGAUGGUCAGCAGGAAGUUGCCAGUGUUUGCAUAACUAAAGGGACAGAAGUAGAAAUUCAAAGAGAAACUGAGGAAAAUUAUUCCAAAGCAGUAGAAUUAGAAGAUAAAAGCCUUGCUCCAGUUCCAACAGCAGAGCCUAAGGAACAGGAGCGGAUGCUAUGUGUGCAUGAUAUUGAAGGGGCCAGUGUUUCUCAAGAAGAAAUCCUGCCUGUGAGAAUUGAAGAUCAUGAGGAGAACUUGCAAGAGGUUCAAAUGUCAGGCACUGCAGUUGCUUCAUCUGAGAUAGGGCAGCACACACUUGAUUCAGAUCAGGGACUUGGUGCUGCUGAAGAAGCCCUCAAAGAAAGCCCUGAUGACAGCGGCGUGCCCAUGCUUCAUGUGUCAGAGAGUGUACCAUCUAAUACAGAAGCCCAACGAGAAAACAUGAAUCCUCGAGAUGUUACAGUGAAUCUAUUUGCUAACGUACAGCAAGAUGGAGAAGACGAACAAGCAUUCAUUUUAACUUUGGUGGAAAUCCCAACUAAUGUAACAGAAGGAUUUACUGAUGCCUCCAUGCAGUUAAUACCAAGCUCUCUGCUGCCAGCACCUAUAUUGGUCAGAUCUGGGAAUACAGCAGAAAGAGAUGACCUGAGUGGGAGUUUACAAGCCUCUUCAGUUGUUCAAGAUGCUACGUGCUUAUCUCCAUCUAAAAGUGGCGAUUCUGAAAAGCCUCCUGCUAAUUUGGAUCUUACAUCUAGGAAGAGAUUUUGUUGUAGUCCUGAUGAAAGUUUUCAUGUUCCUCCUGCUAAAAAGUCCUCAAUUGCUCCAGGAAUUGAUUAUCAAGAAUGUACCUCUGAGGUAUAUUCAGAGGAAUUAAAUGUUUUUGAGAAAACAGAUUCUUGCAUGGGACAAGGCAUUUUUCCUACCUCUGAGAGCACAUAUGCAACUUCAAAAACUCAAAAAGAACACAAUGAAACAACUUUUCAGAAUACAGAAUCAUCUGGAUCUCUUGAAGAAAUAAAAGAUGCAUGUAUAGAAAACACCGUGACUCAAUUGCCUCAGAGUGAGAUAGUAUCUGAUAAAGAAGAGAAAACUGAUCCUGCUUCCAAUUCUGAACAGAGGGACAACAUGAAGUCAUCUUCAAAACCCCCUCUGACCAGACCUGGCAGAAGGCCUUUGGGAUUUUUAUCAUUAAUAUGUCCAAAAAAUAGUUUGGAAUCUGAUGAAGUGGCCCAAAACCACAGUAAGAAGCGCCUAAAGCCUCAAAUACCUGUAUCACGACGAAAUUUGAAAAAACCUAAUCCACUUAAUGCAAGCCAGAAAAAAAAUCAAGAAUCUUCAGAUCCACUCCCAUCACCAAGUGUUACUGAUACUCAGUCUGAUAAUACUGGAAGCUCUGAAAGUUCGGCAACUCAGGUUUCUUCUGAUCAGCCAUUGCUAGAAGAAAAAUGUAAAAAUGGGCCAAAAGGAGCAUCUGAAGAAGAGGUAACCACAGUCUCAGAGUUCGUCUUCAGUGACAUCUUCAUUGAAGUGGAUGAAAUAGAAUAAAGCACUCUUCUGGGUUUCCCCUUCUUUUUACUUCCUAUUUUUGUAAUGAGUUUGAAAUUUCCAGUGACCCUGACUUUAACAAAGCAGUGUUUAGAAGAGCACCACUACCUGUUUUUAUUUAGCUCAAUUUUGAAUAUUUAUUGAGCUUCAUUUGAAGCUCUUAGAAUCAGUGGGAAACAUUUCAUUCUGAUUGACUCUGCAUUUUAGAAAUAGCAAGCAGUUAAGACUGGUCUCACUGACAGGCAUUGCAGUCAUUUGUUUACAUUUGAUGCACCCUGUGCUGAGGUCCCCUGGGCUUGAGAACUGUUGCAUACACAUCUGUAUAAAUCAUAGUGCUGACGUACUGGGAGCUUGAUUGUAUUUAACGUUUUUGUUUAGUGACCUUCUUUAUAAAAGUGGCUGUGUUUUGUGUUUUGUUUCUGUGGCUUUGUUUUUUUUUUUUGUUGUUGGUUUUUGUUUGUUUGUUUGUUUGUUUUUUUCCUUGAGUGAUCAGUUGCCUGUAAGUAUAUGAAAGCAAAUUGUGAAACUCCACUUUGGUAUGGCAAAGUUAAAACUUUUCUAUUAUCAUCUAUUUGACUGAAAAAAAUGUAUUUUUCUAAUUCAUGGUGAUGUAACAUUAGUCCUGAUUCAAGAUCUAGUAUUUAAACUUGCUAUUUAUAAAGAUGGCGCAUCAAAGAGAUUAUUUAUUUUUAAAUUUUUUAUUUAAAUAUAUCCCAAUUUAAUUAUUUUCACUUAUCAGAUUUGGGUAAAGAAAGCAUUAACAAAUAAUUUGUCUCUUUUUUCACUUUACUUUAAAAGCUAUUUUAAAAUGUCAUAAUUAAAAAUGUUUAGUGUCGAUGUUUUGAAUAUUUUUCUCAUACUUUAGCAUAUUGAAUUUGUACUGUGAAUAUUUUUGAUUUUCUUAUUGUAAUCUCAGGAUUUUCAUUGGAAGAAAAAAUUAACAUAAAAGACAAAUUGUCCUAUAUAACUGAAUUUUACACACACACACACACACACACACACACACACACACACACACACGUCCUUAAAAAAAAUUUAGUGAUAGCAUUUCCCCUACUAAAUUCUGUUCACAGGAUAUGUGGGCCUUUAACCGCAGAACAUGAUUCUGCCGUUAAAGUAGAAAAUAAUGCUGGAAGACUUAGCAAAGCCAGUGAUGUCCUCAUUAUGAACUUAGAUGUUUUUGAGUCUUGUGAUUUAUGGUCUUGUUUCCCUAACAGUUUUUACCCUGGUUCAAAUUAAACUCUUCAAAGAGCAAAUGUAUUCAUUUUUAUUAUAAAACUUCAUAGAUUGAUACGAUUGAUCCAUUAGCUCCAUAGUUAGAAGUUUUUUCACAAAACAUUCUUUCGGAACUGUAGUUCCUGUGGUCCUGGCAGCAGCUGCUUGGCAGAUGCUGAGUGGAGGAGUGAGGUUGGCAGACUAGCCCAUUACACAGUAGUUUUCUUUUUCCUACAGGGCUUCCGGUGUGGAAGACUAGCCUUGCACUCUAUGUGUGUGAAAGUGUUCUUCAGCUUGUAAUCCUCCACUCUGGGAGUACAGGAGCGUACCACCACGCCCAUUUUUAUGCUGUGCUGGGAGUAGAAGCCCCAGCUUCCCACAUGCUAGGCAAACACUACCACGUGAGUUUUCCCAGCCCUAGAUCCCAGUGGAUAAGAAUCCGAAGGUGCUGCUGUCUCUGUGUAGGAGAGCUGUUUGCAGAAAGUGCCUAAGAUUCAAAAACUCUGAGUGUAUUAUGAAAUGAGCAAUACUUGAGUUGGAAAAUAUUUUUACAUCUAGAUAAUUUUCAUUUUUCAUAGUGAUAAAAUGGUGACCAAUUUUUAAGUUUCUAAGCAAAAGAGAAUAGAAAUGAGUGAGUCUAGAGUGCUGAUUCAUUGAACUUAGUGUGAGCAUGUUUCUUUUCUGUGGCUUAGAGUAAAACGUAUAGUUUAAUGUCUGUUAUAAAGGAAGAUCUAUACAUUAGAUGGAAAUUCUCGAAAGUAUGCAUCUAUUCAUGUGAUUAAUCAAUGUCACAAAAUCAUGGACAUAAUUCACAUCGCUAUUUCAAUACCUUUUUGUUAGUUUUAAAAAUGUCAUGUUCUGUAAAGUUUUUCUUUCAAGUGUUACUUGGGUUAGAUUACCGAGACUAAACUAUUAUUUAUCCCUGUGUAAUAUUUAUUUUUUAACCUCUGUCUCAUUCAUCUGUAAUAAACUGAUUUUAUGGAAAACAUAAUUUAUUGUAUAAAGACUAAAGGGGGCAUUUGUUGUAUAGAGAAUCAAGUCAGUGAACAAACUGUCCUUCUGUCACAGCCUCAAACUGGUGUUGGAAAGAGAAACAGAAUCAGUGUGCUUAGCUUUAAGGCAGGAAGAUUUGUGAUGGUGGAAAGAUGUUGGAAGGAAUUUAUUGUAGAAAUCUUCAAGGAGACAUGAUGAAAGGGCUUUGCCUUCUCUUGACUGUUUUCUUCCUGUCAGUUCCAUCUUAGCAGGUGGCCCAGUCAUGGUUUAAAAGUCUAAUUGUUGGUAAACAAUUAAGGCAAAACAUAGAUGAAAAUCUUAAUAUCCAGUGUUCACCGUAUUAUUCAAAUGCAAGUGACCAUGUAUAAUGCCGUGCUUGAAGAAGGUUUUGACAAAAGAAGCAAUAUCUUAUUUGUAAAUUUUCUUGUUCUAAAGAAAGCAGUUAUGUUCUGUAGAUACAAAUUAUGUAAAUAAAAGUUAUUUUAUACCA